Anisakis simplex (herring worm) is the source of this 972-nucleotide messenger RNA. The record is from the annotation of a GenBank genome assembly. NCBI's taxonomy places the organism in Eukaryota, Metazoa, Nematoda, Chromadorea, Rhabditida, Anisakidae.
AUGACUGACUCUAGUCAAAUGAUUCCACCUCAUGAAUCCGACGCAUCCGAGGCUGUGAAUCGUAGUCCAAGUAGUAGAGGUGGAUCUCAACGAGGCGCCGCUGCAAACAACGGUUACCGUAGACGUGCCGAAAGAAACCAACGAGGUGGCUUCAAUCAACAACAUCAUCGUUCNNNCUACUAUCCUACUCCGUUGGUUGGUCCACAUACGGAGUUUUACACACCACCUCGGGCUGUAUUCGACUUGCCGCCUCAGUUUCUUCCGCCUCACAUGUUCAACGCUAACGUGGUGCCUGUGUCGGAACGUGAUGCAAACUUUGAACUUCAGUUCGGAAAUUAUUCCAGAAAUGUACCCUACAUUAAUAAUGAUGGUUUGUUCAUUCCACCGCAACAACAGCUACAACCUGAAGAGUUCAUUCCAUCCGAACAACAACCUCAGGAAGUUUAUGCAAAUGGUUUAGAGAGUCAGUUAGGUCAGUUGUUCAUUCCAACCCAGCAACAGCGACAACCUCAAGAGUUCAUUCCAUCCGAACAACCCUCUCAAGAAGUUUACACAAAUGGAUUGGAGAGUCAGUUAGAGCAAUUGAAUGUGGGCGGAAAUGAAGAGCGUCAACUGGCGGCCGCGCUGGAUGUGCCCAGUCGGCAUCGUCAAAAGUCACCUCGUUCAACUGAUAGGUCUAAAAAUGCAUCACAUUCGAAUGCAACACAGCCGAAUCGUCGGCAUGUGAAUGCUCAAAACCGGAAGUCAAGGGGUGGCAGCGGUUCAUCAUCGUCGAAACGCGGAAACCAACGGGGACGGGGAGCGGCCGCUAUGGAACGUCAGAUGCAACGCCCUGCCGCAUACAGUGAUUUGGAAUCUUUUCCUCUUGCUGACAGCUCUGGAAUUCCAGCAGAAGAAGGCUACGGUUGUCCACCGUCGUAUUUAUUGGAGACGUAUCGUGACGAAACGGAUCGUCAGCAGAUGGCUGCUGCA